AUGCCCAGUAGUACAGAUACUGCUGAUGAAGUUGUAAACUCCUGUAGUCCACCUAGGAAACGCUCUAAAAAAAGACAGCUGAGUGCAGAAAUGAAAGAGGUCAUUUUGAAUAUAUAUAAGAUGGAGCGCGAGGAGAACGAGGCAUCAACCAUCAAAGAAAUUGUUGUGAAGGUUUCUCACAAAGUUGGGGUAUGUCGCGCAUCAGUGUUUAAUGUGUUAAGACAAUACAAAAAAAAUCACACCUUUUCUGAGCCAAUGACCAGCAAACAUCGCAAAAGUAUUGUUAAAUCAUUGGAUGAAGCUGAUAAGCAUGCGAUUACGAGGAAAGUGCAUGAAUUCUUCUUUAGGAAUGAAAUACCUACUAUAGAUAAAGUACUGCAGGAGGUAAAUGGAGAUACAACGUUGCCAAAUUUCAAACGAUCAACUUUCCAUGCGUUACUGAAGCAUUUAAAUUUCAAAUUAAAAAAACGGGGUCGUAAUAGUUUACUACUGGAUAGAGAAGAAAUUGUGCUAUGGAGGAGGGAUUAUUUAACAAAAAUUGGGAAAUAUAGAAAUCAAAACAGGAAGAUUUAUUACCUUGAUGAAACGUGGGUAAACGCAGGACACACUACAAGUAAAGUAUGGGUUGAUGAUUCUGUAACUUCAUCCAGGAGGGCCUUUCUAGAUGGACUGUCCACCGGAUUAAAAAAUCCAGCAGUACUUCGAUUUCCAGGUAAAGGGAAAAGGCUCAUUAUCUGCCAUAUUGGCAGUGAGGAUGGAUUUGUUGUUGACGGUCUGUGGUGCUUUGAGUCUAAGAAAACUGGAGAUUACCACGAGAAAAUGAAUGGCGAAUCGUUUGAACAGUGGUUUUCAAAAAUUUUACCGAACUUAGAGGAAAACGCAGUAAUUGUGUUGGAUAAUGCGCCUUAUCAUUCUCGAAGAAUGGAGAAGGUCCCAACAACGGCUUCAAGGAAAGUUGAUAUCAAUCCAAUCCACAGCUUUGCCGAUGACAGCACUCUACAUGCAGGAAUUCAGAGUGACAAGCCGAUCUCGUCCGGGUAA
Messenger RNA from Acanthoscelides obtectus, 1041 nucleotides. The record is from the annotation of a GenBank genome assembly. Lineage: Eukaryota; Metazoa; Arthropoda; Insecta; Coleoptera; Chrysomelidae.